AAAACAUAUUCGGAAAGGUAGAACAGUUUCAGGGAACUGUGGCCAGAAGAAAACUCCAGAGAACAUUUGGAGCUUCAGAAAACAUCUGGAAAGCUAAAGAUGAACCUACUUGAAACAUUCAAAUCAUGGUUUCUAGUCUGCAUCGUGGUUUGUGUUUUCAUCUUUGGUGUUUUCUAUCUACGGAAUACAAUCUUCAAGACAGACAAGGAAAAAAUAAUCUCAAGGGAGUGUGGCUUUUAUCCAGAUGAACUUUGCUCGGCCCUUUUUGAUGGGAAGAGAGUUGCUUUUCAAAUUGGCCAACUGUGCCAGGAGGCAUUAGGGGAAAAAGACAUGUCCACCUGCAUACAAACACCGUGCAACUGUUCUACGCUGCAGAAGAAACUCCACUUCAUUACAAGGCCACUGUCGGAAGAAGAAAGGAACUUUUCCUUGGCGUACAUCGUCACCAUUCACAAGGAACUGAACAUGUUUAUAAAACUACUCAGAGCCAUUUACAUGCCUCAGAACGUUUACUGUAUACAUAUUGAUGAAAAAUCAUCAAAGGAUUUUAAGCAAGCGGUCCAAAGCUUGGUCGACUGCUUCGAAAACGUUUUUAUUGCUUCAAAGAGAGAAAAAGUGGUCUAUGCUGGAUUCUCCAGGCUGCAAGCGGAUAUCAACUGCAUGAAGGACUUGAUCCAUUUAAACAAUCAAUGGAAUUAUGUUAUUAAUGUCUGUGGUCAGGAUUAUCCCAUUAAAACAAACAAGGAACUUAUACACUAUAUUAAAAGCAAAUGGAAUGGUAAAAAUAUAACCCCAGGAAUUGUUCAACCACCUCAUAUGAAACACAGAACUAAUUUCAGUUACCAAGAAUUUGUACGUUCAGGAAAAUCCUAUGUCUAUCCAACUAAUAAUGUGAAAAGUGAACCACCCCACAAUUUGACUAUAUAUUUUGGGACUGCGUAUUAUGUACUCACAAGAAAAUUUGUAGAGUUCACACUGACCGAUGAACGUGCAAAAGAUUUGCUUGAAUGGUCAAAAGACACCUACAGUCCAGACGAGCAUUACUGGGUCACCCUGAAUCAUAUACCAGAUGCUCCUGGUGCUACACUAAACACAACUUGGCAAGGAAAUAUACGAGCAAUCAAGUGGAAAAAUCAAGAAGGACAAGCCCACAAUGGCUGCAAAGGUAAUUACUGAACAUGACACAAUCCUAGUUCAGGAACCGCUGAGAAGUGGUCACCUGUCAGGUGCUCAACUAUGCAUGACAUUCUGGUCAAUCUGAUGGGAGUGGACAGAUAAAACCCACAAAAUCCCACUGAAGCAAGGAUAAGAAAACUACUCUAUUAGAUGACACUAGAUGACUCAACAAACUGCAAUACAGAAUAAUCCUAAUUGUGAAUUUAAUUACCAUGUGGGGCACAAAAAAUUUGCAUCUACAGACAUAUCUAAUACAUAUAAUUGGCUGAGUUUUACCCAACUAGUAAAAUUUUGUGGCUUUCUUUAAAAAAAAGCAGCUUUAUUCUUCCCAACUUCUUUCAAAGGAAACCAAAAUAU
Messenger RNA from Thamnophis sirtalis, 1533 nucleotides. The record is from RefSeq and is a predicted model, not a curated record. NCBI's taxonomy places the organism in Eukaryota, Metazoa, Chordata, Lepidosauria, Squamata, Natricidae.